AUUCCCGCAUUCGCCUCCUGUUCGGCGACCGCUCCUCGUCGCUGCCGCCCCGAAGCCGCUUUAACGGGAGUCGAGAGAACCGUGCAAAUCGCGCCGGAAUUUCUUCGCUGCCAUGAGGCCGCUCGUGCUAGUUGCGCUACUGGCCGUCGCGACCGUCGCUGUGGUGGAUGCCGCCAGCCCCUGUAAGGAAGUCAGUGGCAUUUGCAAGAAAAAGGACAGUCUAAGAGGGAAGAGGUGCAAGCAAAUUGAGGAAGGAGUCUGCAAGAAGGACAUGGUCUGCUGUCCUGCAACGAAAACGAUUAGUAGCAAGGAAAGUACAUUUCGAAAGUGUGAAGACACGGACGAUAAAUGCUCGAAGGCAGAUGGCAAGUGUCGAAAGAUCUGCAAACAACACGAGACGGUAGAGAAGGGAAAAUGUAAAGGAGAAAACUGCAAGUGUUGCGUGAAAGUAGAAGCAAAGAAAAACAAACGCAAGAAAAAGCUACAUCGAAAGUGUCAAGACGCGGACGAUAAAUGCUUGAAGGCAGAUGGCAAGUGUCGACAGACCUGCAAACAACACGAGACGGUAGUGAAGGGAAAAUGUAAAGGAGGAAACUGCAAGUGUUGUGUGAAAGUCGAAGCAAAGAAAAACAAACGCAAGAAAAAGCUACAUCGAAAGUGUCAAGACGCGGACGAUAAAUGCUCGAAGGCAAAUGGCAAGUGUCGACAGACCUGCAAACAACACGAGACGGUAGUGAAGGGAAAAUGUAAAGGAGGAAACUGCAAGUGUUGUGUGAAAGUCGAAGGAAAGAAAAACAAACGCAAAAAAAAGCUACAUCGAAAGUGUCAAGACGCGGACGAUAAAUGCUCGAAGGCAGAUGGCAAGUGUCGACAGACCUGCAAACAACACGAGACGGCAGAGAAGGGAAAAUGUAAAGGAGAAAACUGCAAGUGUUGCGUGAAAGCCGAAGCAAAGAAAAACAGUAAACGCACGAAAAAGCCACUUGAAAAGUGUGAAGACACGAACGAUAAAUGCUCGAAGGCAGAUGGCAAGUGUCGACAGACCUGCAAACAACACGAGACGGUUGAGAAGGGAAAAUGUAAAGGAGAAAACUGCAAGUGUUGCGUGAAAGUCGAAGGAAAGAAGAAAUUCAAAAGCAGGAAAAAGCAAAAUCGAAAGUGUCAAGACGCGGACGAUAAAUGCUCGAAGGCAGAUGGCAAGUGUCGACAGACCUGCAAACAACACGAGACGGUUGAGAAGGGAAAAUGUAAAGGAGAAAACUGCAAGUGUUGCGUGAAAGCCGAAGUGAACGAAAUCCGAAAAUCUGAAGACUGUGAAGUCGAAUGCAAGAGGGCAGGAGGCAAGUGUCGGAAGUCCUGCAAGGCAAAGAAGGGGGAAGUAGAGGGAGUAUGUCAAGGAGCAGGCUGUACGUGCUGCAUUACCCAGGAAGAAAAACCUUCAACGCCGCAAAAGAAAGCAAAAUUCUGCAAAAAAGGAAAACGCAAAUGUGAAAAACGUGGUGGAGUGUGUAAAAAAAAGUGCAAAGUUAGAUUUUUAGUUAAGACAUAUUGCAAUGGCACUUGUAUUUGCUGUAAUAAAAAUUUUGUCGCCGAAAGGAAAAAAUGUAGUAAUGCCAAAGGCAAUUGCAAGGAUCAAUGUAAGAGUAACGAGACAGAAGAUGACUUACGGAACAGUUGCAAGAAAAAAUUGAAAUGCUGUGCUAAGAAAUGCAAGAUACAAGAAAAAUGUAUAAAAGCAAACGGGGAGUGCCGCCGCUUCAAAAAGAAUUGUCCGCAUGGAAAGCUUAAAGGUGGCUGCAAAGGCAAGAAAUGUGUCUGUUGCUUGCCAGCGAAUACAACAGCUGUAAUAAAUGGAACAACGGCAGCAAGACCUGAUACGGCAGGACCAACGACGGCAAGACCAAAAACGGCAGGACCAACAACAGCCGGACCAAACACGGCAGGACCAACAACAGCCGGACCAAACACGGCAGGACCAACAACAGCCGGACCAAACACGGCACGACCAACAACAGCAAGACCAAACACGGCAGGACCAACAACAGCUGGACCAAACACGGCACGACCAACAACAGCAAGACCAAACACGGCAGGAUCAACAACAGCAGGACCAAACACGGCAGGACCAACAACAGCAGCACCAAACACAGCAGGACCAACAACAGCCGGACCAAACACGGCAGGACCAACAACAGCAGCACCAAACACGGCAGGACCAACAACAGCAGCACCAAACACGGAAGGACCAACAACAGCAGCACCAAACACGGCAGGACCAACAACAGCCGGACCAAACACGGCAGGACCAACAACAGCAGCACCAAACACGGCAGGACCAACAACAGCAGCACCAAACACGGCAGGACCAACAACAGCAGCACCAAACACGGCAGGACCAACAACAGCAGCACCAAACACGGCAGGACCAACAACAGCAGCACCAAACACGGCAGGACCAACAACAGCCGGACCAAACACGGCAGGACCAACAACAGCAGCACCAAACACGGCAGGACCAACAACAGCCGGACCAAACACGGAAGGACCAACAACCACAGGUCCAACUACCGCAGAACCUACCACUACAUCCAUUAUACGUAAUGCCUUGUUGGGGAGAUCCUGCCGCAAUAGGCUCCUUGAUUUGGAAAAACAACUCAAUCUGUCUCUGGCCGAAGGUGGGGAAGUAAUGAAUGACAUAACAGAUAUUUUCGAUACAUCCAACCCAGACUUGGAAUCUUCUCUAGAUAAUGAACUUUCCAACGUAUUAACCGAACUUCAGGUGCUUUUUAACAAAACACAAGAAUUAACAUUGUUGGUCAAUGGAACCACAGCAAACCUUAAUUCAUCAGUAUCCUGCCCAGCUGAUGAGUAUGACGAGGUGUUAAAUAAUAUGACAGUUAAGAACCAGGAAUUGAAAGUAAUCCGCGAUAAGAUAGCAAUCCUACCACCGGGUAGAAGAAGGGUCAGCAUCCGGUUAAAAGUUUUCAUCUCUAUCACUUUCAGAAUAUGUGUGGGUGCACAAAGAGUACUUAUACAGGUCUUUGUAAUAGUAGAGGUAGUAUUUCAGCAAAUUAAUAACGGGGUAAUAGUAGUUGAUGGUCUAAAUGAGGAACCAGUUUCUACAACAACUGUGAAAACAUUAACUACAGGCUCAGCAAGUACAGGACAAACAAGUUCAGAACUAUCAACUGGAGGGCCAUCCACUUCUGGAUCACCAGGACCAACAACGACAGGAUCAACAACAGCAGGACCAAAAACGACAAGCUCAACAGCAGGACCAACAACGACAGGAUCAACAGCAGGACCAAAAACGACAAGUUCAACAGCAGGACCAAAAACGACAGGAUCAACAACAGCAGGACCAACGACGACAGAACCAAACACGGCAGGACCAACAACAACCGGAUCAAACACGGCACGACCAACAACAGCCGGACCAAACACGGAAGGACCAACAACAGCCGGACCAAACACGGCAGGACCAACAACAACCGGACCAAACACGGCAGGACCAACAACAGCAGCACCAAACACGGCAGGACCAACAACAGCAGCACCAAACACGGCAGGACCAACAACAGCCGGACCAAACACGGCAGGACCAACAACAGCCGGACCAAACACGGCAGGGCCAACAACAGCAGGACCAAACACGGCCGGACCAACAACAACAGCACCAAACACGGCAGGACCAACAACAGCCGGACCAAACACGGCAGGACCAACAACAGCAGCACCAAACACGGCAGGACCAACAACAGCCGGACCAAACACGAAAGGACCAACAACCACAGGUCCAACUACCGCAGAACCUGCCACUACAUCCAUUAUACGUAAUCCCUUGUUGGGGAGAUCCUGCCGCAAUAGGCUCCUUGAUUUGGAAAAACGACUCAAUCUGUCUCUGGCCGAAGGUGGGGAAGCAAUGAAUGACAUAACAGAUAUUUUCGAUACAUCCAACCCAGACUUGGAGUCUUCUCUAGAUAAUGAACUUUCCAACGUAUUAACCGACCUUCAGGUGCUUUUUAACAAAACACAAGAAUUAACAUUGUUGGUCAAUGGAACCACAGCAAACCUUGAUUCAUCAGUAUCCUGCCCAGCUGAUGAGUAUGACGAGGUGUUUAAUAAUAUGACAGUUAAGAACCAGGAAUUGAAAGUGAUCCGCGAUAAGAUAGCAAUCCUGCCACCGGGUAGAAGAAGGGUCAGCAUCCGGUUAAAAGUUUUCAUCUCUAUCACUUUCAGAAUAUGUGUGGGUGCACAAAGAGUACUUAUACGGGUCUUUGUAAUAGUAGAGGUAGUAUUCCAGCAAAUUAAUUACGGGGUAAUAGUAGUUGAUGGUCUAAAUGAGAAACCAGUUUCUACAACAACUGUGAAAACAUUAACUACAGGCUCAGCAAGUACAGGACAAACAAGUUCAGAACUAUCAACUGGAGGCCCAUCCACUUCUGGAUCACCAGAUGAUGGCUCAACUGACGGAUCCACUGAUGGCUCAACUGACGGCUCAACUGAUGGCUCAACUGACGGAUCAACUGACGGAUCAACUGAUGGCUCAACUGAUGGCUCAACUGACGGAUCAACUGAUGGCUCAACUGACGGAUUAACUGAUGGUUCAACUGACGGAUCAACUGAUGGCUCAACUGACGGAUCAACUGAUGACUCAACUGACGGCUCAACUGAUGGCUCAACUGACGGAUCAACUGAUGGCUCAACUGACGGAUCAACUGAUGGCUCAACUGACGGAUCAACUGACGGAUCCACUGAUGGCUCAACUGACGGAUCCACUGAUGGCUCAACUGACGGCUCAACUGACGGAUCAACUGAUGGCUCAACUGACGGAUCAACUGAUGGCUCAACUGACGGAUCAACUGAUGGCUCAACUGACGGAUCAACUGACGGAUCAACUGAUGGCUCAACUGACGGAUCAACUGAUGGCUCAACUGACGGAUCAACUGAUGGCUCAACUGACGGAUCAACUGAUGGCUCAACUGACGGAUCAACUGAUGGCUCAACUGACGGAUCAACUGAUGGCUCAACUGAUCGGAUCAACUGA
Messenger RNA from Penaeus indicus, 5047 nucleotides. Its product is annotated as mucin-19-like. The record is from RefSeq and is a predicted model, not a curated record. Lineage: Eukaryota; Metazoa; Arthropoda; Malacostraca; Decapoda; Penaeidae. The transcript has 16 exons. The coding region runs from base 113 to 5047 and encodes 1644 amino acids.